AUGGAUUCAACACCAAAACCCCGUGUCGCUGUGCUUUACCAAGGCCUUGAUCCUCCUGUCAUCAAUGGCAUUCGAAAGCCAAAGAAACCCGGAGGUUAUCUUGAUUCAGGUGCCGAUAUCGCUUACACGUUGAGCCAGUCUCCUGAUAUUGAGAUUGUCUGCCCCGGCAAUGAUCUGAAACCAGAAGACCAAGCUGGAUGGUCUUUCCCUGACACCGAAGAUGGAAUCAUGGCAGCAAUCGAAAAGGGCGCUACUUACCUAUGGGCCAAUACCAUUCUCUUCGCAGCGCAUCCUCUCCAAACCUCUGCACGCAUCGCUGAGCAUCAGGAUCGCAUCAGGGUCGUCUGCCAGGGUCCUUUGAUUGUCGAAAGGUACGAUGACAAGGAAUUCGUCAAUGAUCUACUCCGCAACAUUGGCGGCUUCACAAUGCCGCGCUCAUGGACCAUCAAUGAGAGCCCCAAUGUCGAACAAGACAUUCAACAACUUAACCUCCCGUUCCCAGUGGUAGCAAAGCCAAUCCGAGGUCGUGGUAGUCACGGCGUGCGCGUCUGUCACGAUUCUCAAGAGCUUGCUGAUCACGCCCGAUCACUGUUCAAAGAGUCGCCAGCUAUCAUGCUGGAAGAGUUUCUAUCAGGCGAGGAGGCGACGGUUACUGUGAUGCCACCUGGUCCUGGCAGAGACAACUACUGGGCAUUGCCAGUUGUUACCCGGUUCAAUCAUGUCGACGGCGUUGCACCGUACAAUGGAACUGUCGCCGUCACCGCAAACUCGCGAGCCAUUACAGCUGACGAGGGCAAUGAGCCGACGUACCAGCAGGUAGCAGCGGAGUGCGAGAGGGCGGCCCGAGAGCUCGGGGUAACUGCUCCGAUCCGAAUCGAUGUCCGAAGAUUCAAAGACUCGGCCGACUCCAAGUUUGCCUUGUUUGACGUGAAUAUGAAGCCGAACAUGACAGGGCCUGGCCGGCCGGGUCGCGAAGAUCAAGCCAGUUUGACCCUGCUUGGCGGUGCAGCAUUGGGCUGGGACUACCAAGAACUUCUAAGGCGCAUCCUGAGCACUUCCUCAACAUUGAGAACUCUCCGAGGCUUGAAACCACGAGAAAUGGUGUAA
Messenger RNA from Fusarium vanettenii 77-13-4, 1107 nucleotides. RefSeq lists its product as uncharacterized. Gene Ontology annotation, biological process: peptidoglycan biosynthetic process. Lineage: Eukaryota; Fungi; Ascomycota; Sordariomycetes; Hypocreales; Nectriaceae. The record is from RefSeq and is a predicted model, not a curated record. The coding region runs from base 1 to 1107 and encodes 368 amino acids. Gene Ontology annotation, molecular function: ATP binding; D-alanine-D-alanine ligase activity; metal ion binding. The transcript has 3 exons.